GAUUGCUGAGUUGUUUAUUGUUCCUAAUGAACCUACUCUAACUGAUGCUCCCGAGGCUCCUGUGUCGUCUGAGGCUCCAACUGACCCUGCUCCAACAGAUGCUCCCCAAAUUUCUGAGCUACAUGAGGCUCCAGUUGUCCGUGUUUCAACUGAUGCUCCCAAGGUUCUUGAGAUGUCUGAGGCUCCAGCUGACCAGACUCUCUAUGAAGACGAUGUAUGCCUUUGCCUAUUGGAUAGAAAUCCACUAAGUCAUGGGAUUGCUGAGUUGUUUAUUGUUCCUAAUGAACCUACUCUAACUGAUGCUCCCGAGGCUCCUGUGUCGUCUGAGGCUCCAACUGACCCUGCUCCAACAGAUGCUCCCCAAAUUUCUGAGCUACAUGAGGCUCCAGUUGUCCGUGUUUCAACUGAUGCUCCCAAGGUUCUUGAGAUGUCUGAGGCUCCAGCUGACCAGACUGUAGGGAUUUAA
Ilex paraguariensis (yerba mate) is the source of this 466-nucleotide messenger RNA. NCBI's taxonomy places the organism in Eukaryota, Viridiplantae, Streptophyta, Magnoliopsida, Aquifoliales, Aquifoliaceae. The record is from the annotation of a GenBank genome assembly.